Molecule: messenger RNA, 4065 nt
Organism: Dromiciops gliroides (monito del monte)
Lineage: Eukaryota; Metazoa; Chordata; Mammalia; Microbiotheria; Microbiotheriidae
Gene: TMEM117
Product: transmembrane protein 117
Exons: 9
Coding region: 569-2122 (517 amino acids)
Biological process (GO): intrinsic apoptotic signaling pathway in response to endoplasmic reticulum stress
Source: RefSeq, a predicted model, not a curated record
GGUUUGGUUAGUUGCUAAUAGAUUAGCUUUUACAAGGAAAUAUUUACUUUAGUGGUGUAAUAACAAGUAUAUAAACAGUUUAGCCUAGUUCCUAUAGAACAUAAUCCUAAUUUCCAAGUGCCUUUGGCUUGAGUCUGGGCACCCUAGCUUUUCCAAGCUUCCCUACUAGGCUGGCUGCCUGCAAAACCUCCCUUGGAAUCUUGGCUCAGAGGUCACUAGCUCACACUCCCCAUCCAGUGAGUAUCCUUGCCUACACUUCAAACUGAGAAGGUCAAACGAAGCAGAAAAAGACUCACACCCCAACCAUGAGGUCUAAAGUAACUACCAAAUCUGACACAAAACACCGACACAAACCACAUCAAAUCAUCAGUGUUUGCCUAUUUGCCCGGAUAUAAUUAGGGGAAGAUCCAUUUUGACUGGAGGCUGUUUAAAAGUUGACGGUCCUUUGUGGUGCUGUCACCUCUCAACCCCCGGGGCAUCCAAGAUUCUCCGUGAAGAUGGAGCUGGCAGUACUUUGGACGAUUUCUGCUAAAAGAUAAGGAAAACUACUGAACUGAGGUUCUGAAGGAUGGGUAAAGACUUCCGGUAUUAUUUCCAGCAUCCAUGGUCUCGAUUGAUUGUGGCUUAUCUGGUGAUCUUCUUUAACUUCUUAAUAUUUGCCGAGGAUCCUGUCUCUCAUAGUCAAACAGAGGCCAAUGUUAUUGUUGUUGGAAACUGUGUUUCAUUUGUAACCAAUAAAUACCCUAGAGGAGGAGGCUGGAAGCUCUUAAAAGUGCUUCUAUGGCUACUUGGAAUUCUCAUUGGAUUAAUAGCUGGCAAAUUCCUGUUCCAUCAGCGUUUGUUUGGUCAGUUGCUUCGUUUGAAAAUGUUUCGAAAGGAUCAUGGUUCUUGGAUGACAAUGUUCUUCAGCACCAUUCUCUUCCUCUUCAUAUUUUCCCAUAUAUAUAAUAUGAUUCUCCUCAUGGAAGGAAAUAUGGGAGCAUAUAUUAUUACAGACUUCAUGGGCAUCAGAAAUGAAAGUUUUAUGAAACUAGCUGCUGUAGGAACCUGGAUGGGAGACUUUGUUACAGCUUGGAUGGUCACUGAUAUGAUGCUUCAGGACAAACCAUAUCCUGAUUGGGGAAAAUCAGCGAGAGCUUUCUGGAAAAGAGGAAAUAUCAGAAUAAUUUUAUUCUGGACAGUUCUUUUCACUUUGACCUCUGUCGUUGUGCUUGUCAUCACCACUGAUUGGAUCAGCUGGGACAAGUUGAAUCGUGGAUUUCUGCCCAGUGAUGAAGUCUCUAGAGCCUUCUUGGCUUCCUUCAUCCUAGUCUUUGAUCUUCUUAUUGUCAUGCAGGAUUGGGAAUUCCCACAUUUCAUGGGGGAUGUUGAUGUAAAUCUUCCUGGAUUACAUACACCUCAUAUGCAGUUCCAGAUUCCUUUGUUACAGAUGAUCUUUAAGAAGGAAUAUCGAAUCCAUAUAACAGGUAAAUGGUUUAACUAUGGCAUCAUUUUCCUUGUCCUGAUUUUGGACCUUAAUAUGUGGAAGAACCAAAUAUUUUAUAAGCCACAUGAGUAUGGACAGUAUAUUGGCCCUGGACAGAAGAUUUAUACAGUGGAAGAUGAAGAAAGCUUAAAGGAUUUGAAUAGAACCAAGCUAUCUUGGGAAUGGAGAUCUAAUAACACUAACCCUCGGACUAAUAGAACCUAUGCAGAGGGAGAUAUGUUCUUGCAUAGCAGAUACAUAGGAGCAAGUCUCGAUGUCAAAUGUCUGGCUUUUGUUCCAAGCUUGAUAGCUUUUGUGUGGUUUGGCUUUUUCAUCUGGUUCUUUGGGAGAUUUUUGAAAAGUGAACAAGGCAUGGAGAACCAAGAUAAAAGUUACACACGAAUGAAAAGGAAAUCACCUUCAGAACAAAGCAAAGAUAUGGGAAUGACUCGAGAAAAUACCCAAGCCUCAGUUGAGUGUCCCUUGAAUAAUUCCCCUUUAGUGUACAUCAAGUCAGAUUUCAAUGAAAUUAUCUACAAUUCUUCCAGCUUGACUUCAGAAAACUUGAACUUGCACUUGAAUGACCCAUGUGGCACAACAGAACCAAACCCAGAACCUGUAAUGACUGAAUGUACACCCACAAACUCAAUCCAGUGAUGACACCCUAUCCCAGAAGGCAAAGAAAUGCACACAAGAAUAUACCUUUAAGGCUCACUCUGUCCUUUUGUACAUAAGGUUUAUGUAGCAUUAGAUGGAGAAAUAUAACCUAGGCCAAAAAGGUGCUCAACAUGCUCUUUCUAGAACUCAUUAUUUUCUAUUUGUAUUAUGAUAAUGUGCCUCCUAUGUAUCCAACAGUCCUCUAGAGAUUGCUUCUCACAAUUGCACAAGCUAAUUAUUGCCAUGUUGACUUUACAGAGUAGUAAACUACUAGGUGAUUAUUCAAAAGUGUAAAGUUCUACCAUAGUGGUGCCUUGAGACGUCAAACUGUUUUUGACUGUCAGUUAGUCAACAAGCAUACAUUAAGUGCCUACUGUGUUCCAGGCACUGUGCUAAGCACCGGAGAUGCAAAGAUAAGUAAAAAACAGCAACAACAACAAAUAGUCUCUGCUGUCAAGGAGCUCACAGUCCAAUGGAGGAGACAACAUGCAAACAAUUGUACAAACAAAUAUACAGGACAAAUUAAGAGUUAAUUAACAAAAGGAAGUCACUAAAGGAUUGAAGAGGAUCAGGAAGGCUCUUUAUAGGAGGUGGGAUGUUAGCUGGGACUUGAAGGACACCAAAAAGUCAGGAGAUGGAGAUGAGGGGAGGUAAUUCUGGGCAUGGAGAACAGCCAGUGAAAGUGCUUGGAGCUGGGUGAAAUGGAAGGUUAUAGCAAAGAAGCCAUUGUCACUUUUUCUCAGAAUAUGUGGGAUCAGUAAAGUAGGAAGGGUCCAAGUUGAUUUUGAAUGCCCAACAGGGGAUUUUAUACUCAAUCCUGGAAUCAAUAAGGAUCAAUAGGAGUUUGUUGACUAGGAGUGAUGUGAUUACACCCAUACUUUUUUGACAGCCAAGUGAGAGCAUGGACUGGGAUAGGGAGAAACUUGAGGCAGGGAGACAAACCCAAAGGCUAUUGCAAUACUUUAAAAAUACGGUAAAUAGAACUCAGAGAGGUGUAAGUAUCAAAGACAAUAAAGGUAUAUAGGAAGAUAAGAAACAUGUUGUGAAGGUAAUAUUGACAGGACUUGGCAACAGAUUGGAUAUGGGAAGUGAAACAGAAUGAAAAGUUAAGCCUCAUACCUAGGUUUUGAGCUUGGGUAACUGGGAGGAUGGUGGUAUCCUUCUCAGUAGUAGUAAAGAUGGGAAGGGGGAGCAGCAGAGGAAGAAUAUAUUGAGUUCAGUUUUGAAUAUAUUGCAUUUAAGAUGUAUGUGAGUCAUCCAAUUUCGGAUACCCAAUGAAGUAUAGAAUAGUUCUAUUUUUUUCCUUAAUAAAAUUUUUUUGACCAGCAUUAGAGAUCUGAUCAGGAAACUGAUGUAGUCAAAUGUCAUAAUAAUGGUUUCUGGGGCUAUUAUUUCAAAUAGAUAUCUUUGUUACCUACUCAACUCCACACAGUAGGUAGCUUUAAUAGUUGGACUGCAGAAAAGCAUGAUUUUAAUUUUUAUUGGCAGACCGCCAAACAAAACAUAGAUAUAAAAGCUAAUAAAUAUUAACCCAACAAAGGUCACUUCGUAUGAGAAUGACUUUCUCCAUUCAUUCAUUGUAAUUAGAUAUAAUACCUAAUUUUGGUUUUGAUAAUGAAAGGUAAAUUGCUACUUGGUAUAGUUUUAUCACUUAUGUAUAACUACAGUGCCAAGGAAAAGAAGUUCCAAUUGUACAACCCACAACGUGUGUUUUUAAAAAACCCCACAAACAAACCAUGUUAUUUCCUGUUUGUGAAAACAGACGACAACCCUGAGAUAACAAAGUCCUCCAAAAAUCAUGCAAUAAAAGAUUGUAUAGGAGAGAGAGAGAGACAGAGACAGAGACUGGAAGAAACAAAGGGUUAAUGACUUUUCCUGUCUUUUAAAAUUUUUCUUUUGAAAAUAAAACUUUGCACAUGAAUAAAUAAAUUCCCAUGAAUGAC